CAGUAGGCGUGGCUAAUAAAAUUUAGUGGGUGUGGUUUGGGUCAAAUUACUAUGACAACAAAACAACAUGGCGGAUGAACUACCAGAGAUUCAAGUGGAGGCUCCUGCCAUCAUGGAGCCUGGUGGAUCUGAACUGGAUGAUGAAGAGGUUGGAUCGCUGGAUUCAAGAGCUGGCUCAAGACUGAUGGAUGUUGAGGGAGAUGCUUUUGAUGCUGAUGCACUCUCUGAUGACGUCUCAGACACUGGCUGGGAAACUGACCUUGAAAUAGAAGAGGAGAAGGAGAAAUAUGAUGCCACAGGGCAGAAGAAUUAUGUCAAAGCCUGUGACAGCAUAGGCAUAGUGCCAGCUUCUCAUUUCAUGAGGUGCCUCUCAUCACAAGAGCCAAGCAUUGACCUCAGUCAUCAUUAUGUUGGAGCAAAAGGAGCUAAAGCCAUUGCUGUUGCUCUUAUUUCCAAUACAACAGUUACUAAUCUCAACCUAUCAUACAAUGGGCUCUGUCCUGAAGGAGGUGUUGCCAUUAUUGAUAUGCUGAAAGAGAACUGCUACAUCACUCACCUUGAUCUCUCCAAUAAUGGCAUUGCUGCUACUGGAGCAGUCAUGCUCCUUGAUAUCCUGGCAUCCAAUACAACUGUCACUCAUCUCAAUUUAAGUGGUAGUUCAUUUGAUGACAAAGCUGCUGAGCCUCUUUCUGAAAUUAUCAAAUCAAGUAUUCGUGUAACGCAUCUGAACUUAAGCCACAAUGAGUUAUCUGAAGCUUCUGGUGUCUUGAUUGGAGCAGCAUUAGCUGAAAGUGAAGUACUGCAGCACCUUGACUUGAGCUGGAACUACUUAAGAAGAAAAGGAGCUGUAGCCAUUGCCCAGGGACUAAAGCCCAACCAAAUGCUCAAGAAGCUCAAUCUUUCUUAUAAUGGCUUUGGAACUGAAGGAGCAGUCGCUUUAGCCGAUUCAUUGAAAAUAAAUACAACACUGACACACCUUGACAUCACGGAUAAUCGUAUACUGAUUGAUGGUGUUCGUGCUAUUGCUAAAGUACUGCAGACCAUAGACUCCCUCCAGUCACUAAAGAUUGGACAUAAUCCAAUACAGAUAAUUGGAGUUAUAGCACUUUUAGAAGCUCUGAAAAAUGGAACAAGCUCCGUCAAAUAUCUAGGCCUUGAUGGGAUCACAGUGACUUUAAAUGUGGCCAAAAUAAUCACUGAGAUGCAAGAGGAACACACCGGCCUCGUCAUUACAACUGGAGGUACCGGAGGGUACAAAGAACCACGCCCACUUCCGACCCCAGUGGAAAAAUUGUUUAAAUAUUCAAAAGAAAACAACAUCAGAUUAAGCGACUUAUUCAUAGUCUACGACAAGAAGAAGAGACUAUUUCUGACUGAAGCAGAUUUCAGGGCAUCUCUCAAACAUAUAAGUGCUCCUUUGAUGGAGUUUGAGGUACUCAAGUUACUCAAUGAAUUUGGAAGGAAAGCAACCAAAGAAGACUUUGCAGCUCCUGCAGCUCCCGAGGGAGAAGAAGGAGGAGGAGGAGGAGGAGGAGGAGAGGGAGAGGAGGGAGAAGGAGUAGAAGAGUAUUCUGAUGCUGAUUUAGAAGAAUUGAAAAUUGUAGAGUAUAGGAAUAUACUCCAAGCUAUAGAUGCUCUCGUUCAACAAUAAUAAAUCAAUAUUAUUAUAUUAUUAUAUUAUUUUUGAUUUUUGAUUUCUUCAUGGAAAAAUUCAUUAAUGCAGUCUCAAUAUAACCUC
Messenger RNA from Amphimedon queenslandica, 1738 nucleotides. RefSeq names its product leucine-rich repeat-containing protein 74A-like. Bases 68 to 1651 code for a protein of 527 amino acids. The record is from RefSeq and is a predicted model, not a curated record. Gene Ontology annotation, molecular function: protein binding. The transcript is spliced from 12 exons. Lineage: Eukaryota; Metazoa; Porifera; Demospongiae; Haplosclerida; Niphatidae.